CUUAAGGAAAGUCUGGCAGAAGAGAAAGUGCACAGUCAGGAAUGGCUAUUUUACCAUUUCACACAGUACAUUAAAUCGUCUUCCGGUGAAGCUGAAUUUGCUCACUUGUCAAGUUAAACCAAAUGCGGAUGACAAGAAGUGUUUUGAUCUUAUUUCACAUAAUCGGACAUAUCACUUCCUGGCAGAGGAUGAACAAGAAUGUAAUAUAUGGAUUUCUGUUUUGAGUAACAGUAAAGAAGAAGCUUUGAAUGUAGCCUUCAAGCAAGCCCACGACAAGGACAGAUACAACAUGGAGAAUCUGACGGGAGCAAUCAUUGAGGAAAUAAAGCACAUGCCAGGAAACAACAUGUGCUGUGAUUGCUCAACACCAGAUCCAGCAUGGCUUUCCAUUAAUUUGGGGGUCCUAAUUUGCAUUGAAUGUUCUGGGAUUCACCGAGAGUUGGGUGUUCAUCACUCCCGCAUCCAAUCAUUAGCCUUGGACAAAUUGGCCACCUCAGAGCUUCUGUUGGCCAAAAAUAUUGGAAACUCACGAUUUAAUGACAUAGUAGAAGCCAACCUUCCCAAUUCAUCUUCAAAGCCAACUAAAGACAGUGCAAUGACUCAUCGGAAACAUUUCAUAAUUUCGAAGUAUGUUGAUAGGAAGUAUGUUAUUCCAAGGAUCAUGAGGAGUCCGGUUGCCAAGCUCAAGAAUUUGGAGAUUGCUGUCAAAGAGAAGGAUAUAUUUAUUUUGCUUCAAGGAUAUGCAGAAAAAAUGAAUUUAAGCGAGCCUGUUUUGGAAUUUAGCCAGGAACCUAGAGAGACACUUCUUCAUCUGGCAGUCCUACUUAGUGACCGAACCUCUUUGCAUAUUGUAGAUUUUCUGGUGCAGAACAGUGGGAGCCUGCUGAAACAGACAUCCAAGGGAAAUACUCCCCUUCAUUAUUGUAGCCUUCAUAAUAAACCUGAAUGCAUAAAACUCCUUCUGCGAGCAAAAGCCAACAUCACAAUCACUAAUGAAGCUGGAGAGACAGCCCUUGAUAUUGCUAGCCUACUGAAUCAUACUACAUGUAAAGAUCUGAAAGUUGUAGAUGAAGCUUUGAAAAUUUCGAGUUCUCAGCCAUCUGAACUCUCUGAAGAUUCCUGGCAGCAAGCUGCCUUGGAAGGAAUGGAUUCCGAGCCAAACCAAAACUCAAGAGAGAAUCACCGGGCUUCUUCUCGGUCUUCUGAAUCAUCAGAUGACAUUCCUCCACCACUGCCAAAAAGGGGGCACAUGAAUACAUCUUUUCUACAUCGUGUCAGAGCCCUUUAUGAUUGUCAGGCUGAUCAUGAAGAUGAACUCACUUUCGUGGCUGGAGAAAUCAUUAUAGUAGAAGGACAAGAGGAUUCCAACUGGUGGCAUGGCAGGAUUGAAGGAUACCCUCACAGAAAAGGUGUCUUCCCAGUGUCGUUUGUUUAUAUACUACCUGAAUAAGAAUACAUCUAAUACACUCAAAGUACAAUUCACUCUACUGUAACAGGGCCUCCUGCCCUCUCAAAACACAAUCAAUAGUUGUAAAGAAACACUUGCUGGAGUUGAAAUACAAAUCAUUGGUACUGAAAUGUCAUACAGAAGACUAAUAUUUCUCCUCAAGUCAUUGGCAAGAAGUCCACUGAAUUAUUUUUUAAAUGGUACCAGAACUGCAAGAGUUAUUUGAUGAACUCAUCAAACAUACAUGUGUUAAUGGUGCAAUUUCUUGCUGUCGCUGUUUGUUCAUGAAUGCAAGUGGUAUGUGGGUACCUUUCAAAUGCUACUGUCAUCCAGCUGUUAGGCUACAGAAUGAUUUAAGAAAAAAAAAUCACUGUUCCAAAAUUUAUCAGUGUACAUAAUAAUGUAAUUCACAAUAAUAAGAGAUAAAGAAAGAGAAGAAAUGAAUCAAACAUGUCAUAAGAAAAUGCCUGUGCCUAUUGCUUAUUUCUAAAUGUGAGAAACACAUAAGAAAAAAAAUUCAAAUGUAUAGUGUUUCUGUAUACUUCUCUUCCCUGUAUUCAUGAAACAUGAGGGAAAACAUUCUCAGAAAUAAUGCUUUAGAAUGUCUAUGGAGAUUUUCAGUCAUCCAGGUCAUGGUUGUCCCAAAGGUAGAUUUUGUUUUUCCUUGAAGAUAUUUCACUUCUCCUGCAAGAGAUGAGAAGUGAAACGUCUUCAAGGAAAAGCAAAGUCCUGUUGCCUUUUGAAAAAGCACCAUUGGGACAAUGUCUUGGGAAUUGCAAAAUUCCAGUAUAUUAGUUUUUGAAUUAAAACAAUCAUGUUGUUUCUGAUUUUUCUGUACAUCUAAUGUGCAAUUUAUGUAUUCCAUAAGGAUUCCUACUGAGGGAUGAAGAAGAAUGUGGGAAAUUUACUUGCAUAUGAAAUAUCAAAAAACAAAAAUCACAAAAUAUAUUUCAGUUUCUGCAAACCCAUCCAGUCCUUUCUUGAAAACAUUGUUUAUUAUGGAAAGACAAUAAUACAUACACUAAUUCAGAGUCUUUUAAUUUUCCAGUUAGAUGC
This is a messenger RNA of Notechis scutatus (mainland tiger snake), 2503 nucleotides long. Lineage: Eukaryota; Metazoa; Chordata; Lepidosauria; Squamata; Elapidae. The record is from RefSeq and is a predicted model, not a curated record.